GGCAUCAACAACGAGUGGAGCUUUGACGACGCCAUGGAGCGAUACGGCUGCAAGGUGUACGCGUUUGACCCCACAAUGGGGAGGCAGGCCCACCUUAGGGGGAGCAACAUCCACUUCCAACCCUGGGGCCUGGGGGGCGAAACGGGGACCUCUACAUUCAAAGGGAAAAAAAUACCGAUCUACACAUAUCGAGAUAUUCUUAAGAAGAUCAACGAGGAGAAAAGCUUAAUAGACUACCUCAAGAUCGACAUCGAGGGCUUCGAAAUUGAUUUCUUUCGCAACGUCCUGAACGACGACGCCGAACUCCUGGCCAACGUCAAGCAGAUCGGCAUGGAGAUCCACCCAGGGAGGUCGACGACGAUCAGAGACAAGAUCUGGAGCCAAAUUCGGCAGCUGCGCAGCCUGCAUUUCUCGCAGGUUUUCAGUCAGCCUAACUUGGUUGCCAAAAAUCCUUAUGAAUUUAGAAAUAAAACCGUUUCUAACUGUUAUGAAAUUCUCUGGGUUAGGAAACAGUUUAACUAGGAUGGCAACAAGAGCUGCGGUGAUGGCAGAAUCCUGAUUGCGAUUUGCUCCGAUGAAUUGAGGAGAAAUGACAAAAAUCCAUAUCAUAGGAAAAUACUGGCAUCGCCUCCAAAGUAUACGACGUUAAUUGAAAUUUAGUAAACUACGUUAGUUUUAAGGAAGAACGCAAAACUGAUUGCAAGUAAUGAAACACGUAAAUCACAAGUAUACGACGUCAAUUGCAAGUCGUGCAUUUUUCAUCAAUUGACAACAGGCAAUUUUUAUACGUGCAUUUCGUUUCACGAGUCAAGUACGGUCAGGAGCUGCGGCAAAAUGAGACCUGGGGAUUCGUGAUGAGGCGAAUGAUACCUAUAGAGAUACAAUUAUAGCGGAUCGGUUGGUUUCGAAACCGCUACCAUUCAAGAACUUAGGACGGGGAUUAUAACACGAAUUGUCGAAAAUAGUGUUCAAAGUGUAUUUUGUUAAGUAUAGAUCGAGGUUGCACCUGUAGAAUGAACAAACGGCUAUAGUACUAAUUGCAUAAUACAUAUCGAGAUGAAUAAAUGA
Messenger RNA from Hyalella azteca, 1068 nucleotides. RefSeq lists its product as uncharacterized. The transcript has 4 exons. Bases 34 to 522 code for a protein of 162 amino acids. Lineage: Eukaryota; Metazoa; Arthropoda; Malacostraca; Amphipoda; Hyalellidae. The record is from RefSeq and is a predicted model, not a curated record.